Molecule: messenger RNA, 1069 nt
Organism: Ostrinia nubilalis (European corn borer)
Lineage: Eukaryota; Metazoa; Arthropoda; Insecta; Lepidoptera; Crambidae
Product: ATP-dependent RNA helicase ddx46-like
Exons: 6
Coding region: 89-1069 (326 amino acids)
Source: RefSeq, a predicted model, not a curated record
GGUGCGCAAGAGUCGCGCGGUGAGAACGUCCGGUGACCAGUGAAGUGAGGUGAUUACGCGUUUAUUUUGAACCGUGUAGCAGUAGAAGAUGAAGGUGCUCCGUCACGCGCUGACGGCGGCGUUGCUGCUGGGCAGCGCUCGCGCGUCCAACGAGACCUCCACCGACGCCUGCGAGCCCUUCCUCUGGGGCUCGCUGCUGGAAGACUGGGCCACCGCGCCGGGCUCAACCGGGAGGCAGGGUCGGGUAAUGUCUCUGCCGCCAACCAAGGGUUACUACGUGUCGGAGCGCAUGGACCUGAUGCCGCCGCCGCCGCCCGCCCUCCAGCAGGGCCCGGCCUACGCGCCCUACGACGAGUGGCAGGCCGCGCCGCCCGCCCCGGGGCCCGAUGGCAAAAUCGUCAACAGGCCCCCCAACCCCUAUAAGGACAAGUUCAAGCCCAGCUAUCCGCCGCCGUCUCAAAACCUGCCCAUACCUCUGCAGCAGCCUCAGCCACCGCACCAGCAGCAGCUAUACCAGCAGCCGCCGCAUCAACAGCAGCAUCACCAGCAGCCAUCAUACCAGCAGCAACAACACCAGCAGUCGCCACAUCAGCAGCCACCACACCAGCAGUCGCCGCAUCAGCAGCCACCAUACCAGCAGCCGCCACACCAACAGUCGUUACACCAGCAGUCGCAAUACCAGCAGCAGCAUCAGCAGCGGCCGGCCGCGGACCGCGUGGACGCGCCAGCGACGCCGCCCAAGCAGGUGUCGGAGACGGACCUGUACCUGCUGACGGCCAUCGAGAAGCUGGUGUACCGCGUGGACCUCAUGGAGAAGCGCCUGCGCAAGCUCGAGGACGCCGUGCACUACCUCGUCGUCGGCAAGGACACUAAGCCAGAGCCGUGCUCGGCUAACUUCACGCGCGUGGGCGCGGGCUGCUACCAUUUCUCGGGCGAGGCGGGCGACUGGAAGGCGGCCAGCCUGCGCUGCCGCAAGCUGCGCGCGCACCUGCUCGAGCUCGACUCGGCCGACGAGAAGCGCGCCGUGCUCUUCUCGCUGCUCGCCAACAAGAAGCUCAAAGGAAUUUAA